Molecule: messenger RNA, 750 nt
Organism: Colletotrichum orchidophilum
Lineage: Eukaryota; Fungi; Ascomycota; Sordariomycetes; Glomerellales; Glomerellaceae
Exons: 1
Coding region: 1-750 (249 amino acids)
Source: RefSeq, a predicted model, not a curated record
AUGCAUCUGCUCUCCCUCUCCAUCCUCCUCCUCCUGGCUUCCUCGGCCGCCGCCCUCCCAGCAACGCCAGCAACACCCACAAACCCACCACCGUCACCAACAAACUCCCCAAGCUCACAACAACCUCCCAUCCAGCCCUUCUUCUCCACCGCCUCGCCCCUUCCAACAGGCAUAUCCGCCAACCCGGCUCCGGCUCCGGCCCCGACCCCAAUCUACUCAACCAUCACCCCCAAAUUCCCUUCCUCAAACUCCUCCUCCUCCUCACAAAACUCCUCCUCGCCGUGUGCCUCCAGUAGAUCCCUCCGCCUAGGCCCAGCUCGCCUCCACAAGAAACCGCACAACCAAGGCUUCAACUCCUCUCUUCCUCCGCCGCCAACCGCAACCCUUACACCCACCGCAAUCCCCACCGAAGCUACCGCCGCCGUAGCCGUAGCCGCCGCCGCAGCCGUAGCCGCAGCAGCUGAAACCCCAACAGACUCCGGCCCUCGCGACUACGCCUCCCUAAUCCCCCCCGCCCCGGGCGUCACCCCUCGUCCGGAGCCGAACCUCGCCGAGAUGGGCUACUACCAGACGACGUACUACUCAUGCGCGACGAGGGGCACCUCGGUCCACUGCGGCUGGCACAGACCCAUCAUGGUCGCGCCCGCCAAUAACGCCGCCGCCGCAGCCGCCCCAUCCGCGAACCGCAAAGCCGGGAUCGGGGCCAUGGUCGCGGCGGCCGUAGUCGCCGUUGUGCUCGUGGCCGGAUGA